Messenger RNA from Rhododendron vialii, 489 nucleotides. Its product is annotated as putative late blight resistance protein homolog R1A-3. The record is from RefSeq and is a predicted model, not a curated record. The transcript has a single exon. The coding region runs from base 1 to 489 and encodes 162 amino acids. Lineage: Eukaryota; Viridiplantae; Streptophyta; Magnoliopsida; Ericales; Ericaceae. Gene Ontology annotation, molecular function: ADP binding. Gene Ontology annotation, biological process: defense response to other organism.
AUGGGCGGGCUGGGCAAGACAACUCUGGCUAAUAAGGUGUAUAAUGAUCCUAUAGUUUCGCAUGAAUUUUCAACUGUCGCCUGGAUUUAUGUAUCUCCAACUUAUAGCCAAGAUAAGUUGUUCCUUUCCAUUCUGAAAGGUGUUACUCAAGUCACAGGCGACAUGUGUAACAUGGGUGAAGACGAGUUGGCUGAAGAUGUCCGUCGCCAACUCACUUGGAAAUAUCUAAUUGUUGUGGAUGAUGUGUGGGAGAAGAAGGAUUGGGAUAGCAUUAAGAAGGCUUUCCCCAACCACAAAAACGGAAGCAGAAUCUUGCUAACGACUCGAUUCAAACCUGUGGCUGUGCAUGCCGAUCAGCGUAGCCCGCCAUAUGAAUUGGAUUUUUUAACUCACGAUCAAAGUUGGGUGCUGCUCCAGAAGAAGGUUUUUGAUGGAGGAGAUUGCCCUCAGGAAGACUUGAAGGAUGUCAGAAUUCGAAUUGCAGGAUAA